Varanus komodoensis (Komodo dragon) is the source of this 3711-nucleotide messenger RNA. Its product is annotated as EH domain-containing protein 3. Gene Ontology annotation, cellular component: cytoplasm; plasma membrane. The coding region runs from base 82 to 1689 and encodes 535 amino acids. Gene Ontology annotation, biological process: endosomal transport; endocytosis. Gene Ontology annotation, molecular function: GTP binding; calcium ion binding; protein binding. The record is from RefSeq and is a predicted model, not a curated record. Lineage: Eukaryota; Metazoa; Chordata; Lepidosauria; Squamata; Varanidae. The transcript has 6 exons.
CCGCCGCCAGGUCCGUUCCUCGGCCUGCGCCCCCGGCCGGAGAGAAGGGCGCGCUCGGCCGGCCGGCCUCCCCGCGGCAAGAUGUUCAGCUGGCUGGGCCACGACGACCGGCGGAGGAAGGACCCCGAGGUGUUCCAGACGGUGAGCGAGGGCCUCCGGAAGCUGUACAAGACCAAGCUGCUUCCGCUGGAGGAGUACUACAAGUUCCACGAGUUCCAUUCGCCGGCGCUGGAGGAUGCGGACUUCGACAACAAGCCCAUGGUGCUGCUGGUGGGGCAGUACUCCACUGGGAAAACCACCUUCAUCAGGUACCUCCUGGAGCAAGACUUCCCUGGGAUGCGGAUUGGGCCGGAGCCCACAACGGACUCCUUCAUCGCCGUGAUGCAGGGAGAGGUGGAGGGCGUCAUUCCCGGGAACGCGCUGGUGGUCGAUCCCAAAAAGCCCUUCAGGAAACUCAAUGCCUUCGGCAACGCCUUCCUGAACAGAUUUGUGUGCGCACAACUGCCAAACGCGGUCCUGGAGAGCAUCAGCGUCAUUGAUACGCCCGGGAUCCUUUCUGGGGAGAAACAAAGAAUCAGCCGAGGGUAUGACUUCGCAGCCGUCCUGGAGUGGUUCGCGGAGCGGGUGGACCGCAUCAUCCUGCUCUUCGACGCCCACAAGCUGGACAUCUCGGACGAGUUCUCGGAGGUGAUCAAGGCCCUGAAGAACCACGAGGACAAGAUGAGGGUGGUGCUGAACAAGGCGGACCAGAUCGAGACCCAGCAGCUGAUGCGGGUCUACGGCGCCCUCAUGUGGUCCCUGGGGAAGAUCGUCAACACGCCCGAGGUGAUCCGCGUCUACAUCGGCUCCUUCUGGUCGCACCCACUGCUCAUCCCGGACAACCGCAAGCUCUUCGAGGCCGAGGAGCAGGACCUCUUCCGGGACAUCCAGAGCCUGCCCCGCAAUGCGGCGCUCCGGAAGCUCAACGAUCUCAUCAAGCGGGCGCGGCUGGCCAAGGUCCACGCUUACAUCAUCAGCUCACUUAAGAAGGAAAUGCCGUCGGUGUUCGGGAAGGACAAUAAGAAGAAGGAGCUCGUGAACAAUUUGGGGGACAUCUACGCACGGAUCGAGCGAGAGCACCAGAUUUCCCCGGGAGACUUUCCCAAACUGAAGAAGAUGCAGGAGCAGCUUCAGGGCCAAGACUUCAGCAAGUUCCAGCCCCUGAAGAACAAGCUGCUGGAGGCCGUCGAGGACAUGCUGGCCAACGACAUCGCGCAGCUCAUGGUGCUGGUGCGCCAGGAGGAGUCCCAGCGGCCCGUCCAGAUGGUGAAGGGUGGCGCCUUUGAGGGCACGCUGCACGGCCCCUUCGGCCACGGCUACGGCGAGGGGGCCGGCGAGGGCAUCGACGACGCCAACUGGGUGGUGGCCCGGGACAAGCCCAUGUACGACGAGAUCUUCUACACGCUCUCGCCAGUGGAUGGCAAAAUAACCGGCGCGAACGCCAAGAAGGAGAUGGUGCGGUCCAAGCUGCCCAACACGGUGCUGGGCAAGAUUUGGAAACUGUCCGACAUCGACAAGGACGGGAUGCUGGAUGACGAGGAGUUUGCCCUGGCAAAUCACCUCAUCAAAGUCAAGUUGGAAGGCCACGAGCUUCCGAACGAGCUUCCGUCCCAUCUCAUCCCGCCCUCAAAGAGGAAGCUAGCCGACUGAGAGGAAAGGCGGCACGCGACGGGGAGAGAAGCGGCGUGAAUAUCACUCAAGUUGUACCCAUCCACAUGUGAGGUCACCUUUUGGCUCGUGAGAAUUUUCAGGUAUACAGAGGGACCUGCUGGAAGGCCACGGGUUGGGUUCACAUUUCGUCCUGCUUAGACCAAAGCUGGACCCGCUGCUUGCAGAGCGCCUGCUCUAAGUAUGACUGAAUCUGGAUCGAACCCCGAGUCCUAUCCUUUCUCAUGAUGAUAUGCAAUGGACUUUUCCCUCGAAACUUGUUGGCUUCCUGAUCUGCACUGGUAAGAGCAGAGGUAUGAUAGGAAUUGAGAGGGAUAAGAAUAUACAAGGACUGUUCUCAAAUGCACACUUGUCGUCUUCGCAGCCCUGAAGGCAAAUGCGAGCCAGACCCACAUUCCCCGGGAAAUCGCCCCCGUUUCCCAAACUUGCAUUCGCAUCCAAAAGUGAUCAUUGGCCUAAGUGCAUCCUUGCGCACAUGGUCUUUCCUCCCCCACAUCUGCGUUUCCAUGCUUUGUCCUAUGGGGGAAAUGUGUCCUUUUGAUCAGGCCAAAUGCACAGUUUUACAGCGUCCAGUUUUCCCAGUGAAAAAUGUGCAUUUUCCCACUGCUAUAUUUAGGGAUGCCGAGGAGGCACACUGAGCAUCCAGGAAGAAUUUGGAGGCACGCCAAGGUGCGAGAGCACUUCUGCCUGUCCCUGAAGAGGGAAGCAGGCCGAGAGCCCGAGACUGGCUAAGGAUCGCUUCCCUCAUAGUCCCAUCCGGCAGGUCGGUUAGCCCAGUGAAUUUGUCCCCAGUGAAAUUUCAACCAGCCCUGAAAUUGCGCAUGGGCCGCAAGCCGAGCCCUCAGACGAAUAAUAGCUCCGGGCAAGGGGAAGCUUGAAACUCACAGUUGGGCCUUUGACAUUUUUGUGGAGCAUUUGUCCGUGGUCCAUCGUCCUGCCUGUCGUGUCUUUAAAUUUUCAAAUACCUGCAGAAUAGAGGCAAACCUGAACCUACCGGAGCCAUAGGAAAUCAGUGACUCCUGGCCAGCUAGGGUGGGUGUGUGGGGGAACUCCCUGUCACUGUUUUGGAUACAUUUGGGAUUCUGUUAUAAAGCCUUGGGUGGCAGCCAGUGUAAGUUCUCUGCAGCGUAGACCCACUGAUUGUACUAUCACUGGAUACAACCCAGUAACCCAGUUGGGUUAAGAGCAUUGCUAGGCUGCAAUGGCUCCGGGGAACAAGAUAGUUGGGGUUGUAUGUAGCUGUGGUGCCUGGGGAUGAUGGGAGUCCAGCAUGUUUGGAGCAUCCCAGGCUAGGGGAGGGGGAAGAGGAACAGGGGGAAUCCUGGGCAAAGAUCUGGAGCUUCCUGGCCUAUCCCUGCACCUUAAAUAGGCUGGGCGGAGGGGGGGCAGACAAGUUCUGGUCCGGAUACUUACCUUUCAUUAUUCUGUAUGUAUACAUACAGAAAAGGUUUGCCUGCGGCUGGCAGAAGGGAAGGGCUCGUGGAAGGUGCCUCCACACGAAGUUUAGGGACAUCGCCUCCCCCCAUCUCAGCUCGCCCAUUGGGACCCCCAAGCCUCCGUGUGGCUUUGGGGUGGGGGGUCCGGAGGCAGGCCACAGGAGGAGUACGGGAACCCCUGCGUCCCAGAUCUCUAGGCUUCUUGGCGGCUGCUCCUCGUGUGAGAGCAGGGGGCUGCUGCGUGUGUGCCCGCCCCACGGGCGCAUCCCUCGCAGCCUUCCCCACGGAUGCGUCUGGAACCGUCCCUCCAAACCUGGCCCCCCAGGAGUGGCGCGGGGCCUUACGCUGAACUUCUACUGUGACUUGACAAGGGGUUGCGGGAAGACAGAACCGAAACACGUCUAACUUAUUUUAUAUCUCUGUGUUAAUAUUAUAUAGAAAAAUAUAUAUUCUGUGUGUGUACAAACAUCGCUAUUGCAGUGCAUUUAUCAUGUCUUAAGAGAAAGUGAAUGCAUUAACUUUUUUUGUACCUGCAUCCCAAAACAUUAUUAAAAAACCGAAGGCCAAA